CCCCUCCCUCACUCCAUCGCACAUUGCCUGCUUACUGGCUCCCCGCCAUUGCUGACCAGCGACCGCGACCACCACCUUCCCGCCACUAUAUACACACUCCCUUGCGCGCGCUGACGCAGUGACAAAUCGCACGGGCGGCGCGCGGCCUAGCUGUAUUGCACUGUCCACCACCGCCAGCGUCAAAUAUCUCCGGCGAGAGCUUCAGCGAUAUUUAUUUCCGGAGAGCUUGCCGGGAAGGGGCAGGAGGAGGAGCGGCGGCGGCGGCGGCGCCAUGGUGUUCUUCUGCUUCCUGGUGGACCAGCGGCGGAAGGUGCGGAGCAGCAAGCCGGCGGCGGGGAUCUGCUCGCGCUGCGGCGGCUGCGCCAGCGUGGCGGACAUGGAGACGGCCACGCGGCUCUGCUACCUCCUCACCGUGCACCGCGUCACCUGGCGCGCCAUCAUCUGCACCUUCUGCGGCGCCAUGCUCAAGUCCUACCGCCACUACAGGCUCUACUAGGCCGGCGGGGGCGGCCGACGCUGAUUGAUCUGCGCAACGGCCGGCCGGCCGGCCGGCCACCUUCUCCACCCGCGUCCCGUUUCCUGACGGCCGUUGCAGCGUGUAUGUGCCAGCUAGUUUUGUUUGAUCUGCUUAUUAAUUUGUGUUUAAGGCAUGCUCUCUAGCUAGCUUGGAGAUUGUUGCACUGGAUGGAGUCUUGUGGUCUUAUGUACAUAUGUUAUGCAAAGUUGGAUUACCUUCUCUUCUAAAUCAGUAUCUCCGUCCGUGGAGGCCAAUAGGAUUAGUAUCAAGUACUACGAUCUCAUGCAAGAGAGAAGGGGAGAAGUGUGAGGAUCUUUGUUAUCCAUCCCUAAUUAGCUCCUCUUGUAAUAGUAGCAUGGAUGUUCAUACAUUUCCCCUCUCCUCUCCACGGCAUUAACGUGUGAUUUGAUUUCUCACACUUUUCAUCUUCUUCCUUUUUGUUGUUGAGAAAAUCACACCUUUCAUCUGACAAGGCCCUAUUGUCUGCUACUGCUAUGAGAUAUUUCGAAAUAAACAAGGACGGGAUGUAUUUGUGUUGUGUUGUUGGUAGAUUUUUUUCCCGUCAAUUCCCGCGAAAAAAUAUAUUCUGUCAAAACUUUGGUCCGCUGGAGGGGAAAGCUACUGUACAGUAUUUGAAAAUUGAAACCCCAUGGCAGGCCGACCACCAGCAGAUGGGCAUUAACUAAUGUGCAUGGCAUACGAGGACAUAUGGCACAUGGAUGUGGACAGCCCAUACCAAACUACUCCUACUCUGGUGUAAAUUUUUCGUUGGCCCACGAUGUACAAUGUCUGCGCCAGCUAGCUGGUGUCUGUUGAAGGAAGUGAUUUACAACUGUCGCCAUAGCCCAGAUGCCGUCGGCAGGCCAUUUCUACGGUCAUGGAAGCCUGCAAGGGUCACUUUUGAUGGGUUGGCGCGUCACUUGGCAUGCUCUCAUCCGUCACCACGUCUUGCGAUCUGAAUGCUUUUUCUGGAUUUUUUUUUAUUUUUCUGUACGUGUUUUUAGCAUUUAGAUGGAUUUAUCGUUUUUUCGGUUUUCCACCUGUUUUGGCAAAAAAACGCUAUUUUUCUUCUGCGGGAGCCAUAGAUUUACUUCUUCUGGAGGCACGGAUUUCCUUUCGUGAUAAAAAAAUAGUGUUUUUCUUUUCUUUUUCCUUCCACAAAAGACACAGAUUUGCUUCCGCAAGAUGCAUACGUGUGCCUCUCGAAAAAGGAGAAAAACAUUUUUUUCUUUUUUUUCUGUGAGCGGCACAAAUACUAAGAAGACUAGGCCCGUAAGGGUUCCAUUUUUCUGGGUUUUUUGGACUUUUUUUUACCAUCCUUGUUAACACGACGCGUGUGAUGUGGAGUUAUUACACUGGAAGUGCUCUCUUUUUUUACGCAUUUUGCACGUUUGGUUUACUUAUAUCGGUCACCGCUUUACCUGGGUCUCGAUCGUGUGCCACGUACGUUUCGUGUGGCUUUGCUGGUGGUUUGUUCGUUUGCCACGAUUCAGUUCCCAAUUCAUUUUGAUAUUUUUAUUGCACCGAGGCCUCUCGCGAACCAUCCACGCUGCUUUCACGGGAGGAUAAAUACCCCCAUCUCUCGCAAAAGCAGCAGCAUGAUGAGCAUACGGCGGCGCGCGGCACGGCGUCCUCUUACUCAGAUCGGCGGGAGCAACGGCGAGGGCAGUGGCGUGGAUCGGCGGGAGCAACGCGAGGGCAGUGGCGUUACAUGAUGAGCAUACGUUUCGUGUGGCUUUGCUGGUGGUUUGUUCGUUUGCCACGAUUCAGUUCCCAAUUCAUUUUGAUAUUUUUAUUGCACCGAGGCCUCUCGCGAACCAUCCACGCUGCUUUCACGGGAGGAUAAAUACCCCCAUCUCUCGCAAAAGCAGCAGCAUGAUGAGCAUACGGCGGCGCGCGGCACGGCGUCCUCUUACUCAGAUCGGCGGGAGCAACGACGAGGGCAGUGGCGUGGAUCGGUGGGAGCAACGCGAGGGCAGUGGCGUUACAUGAUGAGCAUAUGUUUCGUGUGGCUUUGCUGGUGGUUUGUUCGUUUGCCACGAUUCAGUUUCCCAAUUCAUUUUGAUAUUUUUAUUGCACCGAGGCCUCUCGCGAACCAUCCACGCUGCUUUCACGGGAGGAUAAAUACCCCCAUCUCUCGCAAAAGCAGCAGCAUGAUGAGCAUACGGCGGCGCGCGGCACGGCGUCCUCUUACUCAGGUAUCUCUUGCUCUUCCUCUUCCCUUCCCCUUUCCAUCUUACUUCUCCUCCAUGGUUGAUGUUGCGCCGCUGUUGUGCAGAUCGGCGGGAGCAACAGCGAGGGCAGUGGCGUGGAUCGGCGGGAGCAACGCGAGGGCAGUGGCGUUACAUGAUGAGUAUACGUUUCGUGUGGCUUUGCUGGUGGUUUGUUUGUUUGCCACGAUUCAGUUUCCAAUUCAUUUUGAUAUUUUUAUUGCACCGAGGUCUCUCGCGAACCAUCCAUGCUGCUUUCACGGGAGGAUAAAUACCCCCAUCUCUCGCAAAAGCAGCAGCAUGAUGAGCAUACGGCGGCGCGCGGCACGGCGUCCUCUUACUCAGGUAUCUCUUGCUCUUCCUCUUCCCUUCCCCUUUCCAUCUUACUUCUCCUCCAUGGUUGAUGUUGCGCCGCUGUUGUGCAGAUCGGCGGGAGCAACGGCGAGGGCAGUGGCGUGGAUCGGCGGGAGCAACGCGAGGGCAGUGGCGUUACAUGAUGAGCAUACGUUUCGUGUGGCUUUGCUGGUGGUUUGUUCGUUUGCCACGAUUCAGUUCCCAAUUCAUUUUGAUAUUUUUAUUGCAUCGAGGUCUCUCGCGAACCAUCCACGCUGCUUUCACGGGAGGAUAAAUACUCCCAUCUCUCGCAAAAGCAGCAGCAUGAUGAGCAUACGGCGGCGCGUGGCACGGCGUCCUCUUACUUAGAUCGGCGGGAGCAACGGCGAGGGCAGUGCGUGGAUCGGCGGGAGCAACGCGAGGGCAGUGGCGUUACAUGAUGAGCAUAUGUUUCGUGUGGCUUUGCUGGUGGUUUGUUCGUUUGCCACGAUUCAGUUCCCAAUUCAUUUUAAUAUUUUUAUUGCACCGAGGCCUCUCGCGAACCAUCCACGCUGCUUUCACGGGAGGAUAAAUACCCCUCGCAAAAGCAGCAGCAUGAUGAGCAUACGGCGGCGCGCGGCACGGCGUCCUCUUACUCAGGUAUCUCUUGCUCUUCCUCUUCCCUUCCCCUUUCCCUCUUACUUCUCCUCCAUGGUUGAUGUUGCGCCGCUGUUGUGCAGAUCGGCGGGAGCAACGGCGAGGGCAGUGGCGUGGAUCGGCGGGAGCAACGCGAGGGCAGUGGCGUUACAUGAGGCAUGAGGGGCAGAAGCGUGGUUGCCAUCCGCCGCCGUGACCUGCAGGGGCUUCUCCCAAGUUCCGAUCUUCGUAUUAGCUCCAGAUUAUAAUGAAGCACGCCGGGGGCGGCAGGAAAUUCUCCGGGGAAGCGUCCUCUUGAUCCAUCUUCUGAUUUGUUGGGCGGCCCUACUGAUAGGCAUGUUCAGCCGAAGGUCAGUGUGUUUGUUCAUAAUGAUCUUGCUCCUGAGGAUUUGUUCCAGCGACACCAACGGCAACGACGGCAUCUCGGCUUCCUGCAUCGUGCGUUGUUGAGAGAGCGACUGCAGAUCGUGCUAGAUCGUGCGCCGGUGGAAACCUCAGGUUUGGUGUCUCCCACCCUGCCCACCCUCUGCCACGGCACGCAGCCGAACACCUGAAGAACCAGCUCGGGGACAUCAGCAAGGACCCAUCGGGGAUCCGCUAAAUUCACACUAUGGUGUUUAAUUGGAUAGAAAGAGGAGGAAAGGGCAUGAAGCGGUGGAAAGAGGUAUAUAAGGAGAAUCAGAAAGACAAGUAUAACAUAAUUAGGAACUGUGAGAAGAACUCAGCACUUCUUACAUCUGUUUAUCAAAUUUGAUUGGAUGGAUGGUUACGAUAAAUACUGAAAGAGAGCCCAUUUACAAUCAGGAAGCCCAUUGCAGAGUUCUACGACAACACUCAAUGGUUACAAUAGCAGGUGUUCAAUAUAUCCAGGGGGAUGAAUUGGAUAGCCCACAAUGUAGCUCAUAAGAUUCUGACCAGAUCAACAUGACCUAUUUUUAGUUGUUUUAGUUCAGCUCAUUCUCACUCAACUUGCCUUGUUAUCUCCACUCUGUCUACAUCUAACAUUCAGGAAGUUGAAAUUCAUGUUGUACACUCCUACUUUGUUGAAUGAAGUUGGCGCCAUGGGCACCUUUCCCCGUUAAAAAAAACACAAUUUUCAUCUAAUUA
Triticum urartu is the source of this 4803-nucleotide messenger RNA. The record is from RefSeq and is a predicted model, not a curated record. NCBI's taxonomy places the organism in Eukaryota, Viridiplantae, Streptophyta, Magnoliopsida, Poales, Poaceae.